Cyclocybe aegerita is the source of this 762-nucleotide messenger RNA. The record is from the annotation of a GenBank genome assembly. Lineage: Eukaryota; Fungi; Basidiomycota; Agaricomycetes; Agaricales; Hemipholiotaceae.
AUGGAUUCUUCUUCUCCUGUAUCCUGCCUGUUCUCCGACGGCUCCAUCCAUCCUAGUCCACGGGCGCGCGUCAAGAAGCCCCAUAUUGCCAACGACAAUAGACGGCAUGCUGCCUACUAUCCGUCGAAAGCGAGCCUGCUCGGGGCAAAAAGGAGACGUAGCGAGCCUGUACCUUCUCCGGCGCCUACUCCGGUGCCGCUCUUCGAUGAGGAGGAGAGUACCUGGGAGUUUUCAGCCCCCCGGCAGGCGCCGUCCCUGAGCUCCAGCAGUUCUAGCAGUUGCGAGAGUUCUGGAAGCCGAAACUCUGCUGCCCAACUGAUUGCGCUCGAGUAUCGCCUCCGCCACCUUGAGCCUGAUGGCGCGUGGGCGCGCGACGACUUCUGCGACUUCGAAUACGUGUCCGUCUACCCACCCAGCCCAAAAGGUUCGGAGUACAACAGCAUCUCUCUCACCAAAAAGCCCAUCCUGCACGACGAGGCAGUAACCGUCAUGAAAUCCCACCACCCUGGCCCGGAUAGUAGGGUCGUUUGCCAACGCCCUGGCUGCCGUGAGACCCUUGAGGGCUUCAAGGAUUUAAUGUAUCAUCUUCAUCUUCACGAUGCGAAUGAACGAUCUGUUACUUGCCCUCACUGCAACGGCUACUUUGAUAGCCAACGUGAACUGAGCAUGCACGACUGUCGCAGGCGUCCUCACUCUGCUCCAGGCAGUCCCGUUCGAGAUGGCUUCUUACGCGUUCUCAACAAAAUUGUCUCCCACAUAUGA